AUGGACUCUGAAAGCAACCGUCUAUGGCGUUUCCACAAGCCCGAAUGGCUUAACAACUCCACCGUGCGCAACGCGGGCGUCUACACAUCAGGCGCUCUGUUUUCCCUUGGCUUCUUCUUCCUCAUCGACGCCGCAGCCUUUUCGCACAGCCCGCGCAACGGCUCCCUAGUCCACGUCAAGUUCACAGACUGGAUUCCCGGCAUCUGCUCGGCGCUCGGAAUGCUUGUCAUUAACUCGAUCGAGAAGUCGCGGCUACAGGCCGACAGCUUCAGCUAUAGCGGAAACGGCGUUGCAUGGAAGGCGCGUUUUGUGCUGUUUCUUGGGUUUGCGUUGCUCGCUGGGGGUUUGGCGGGGAGUGUGACGGUCAUGGUUCUCAAGUACCUUAUUAAGGGUUAUCCGCUGCCAACGCUUUACUUUGGGAUUGCCAAUGUUGUUGCCAAUGGGCUGGUUAUGCUUAGCUCGAUUGUCCUAUGGGUCUCUCAGAACAUCGAAGAUGACUACACAUACAACCUACAACUCUAG
Aspergillus calidoustus is the source of this 522-nucleotide messenger RNA. The record is from the annotation of a GenBank genome assembly. Lineage: Eukaryota; Fungi; Ascomycota; Eurotiomycetes; Eurotiales; Aspergillaceae.